This is a messenger RNA of Acanthochromis polyacanthus (spiny chromis), 736 nucleotides long. It is a transcript of the gene cartl, whose product is annotated as cocaine- and amphetamine-regulated transcript-like. Bases 22 to 483 code for a protein of 153 amino acids. The transcript has 3 exons. Gene Ontology annotation, molecular function: neuropeptide hormone activity. Gene Ontology annotation, biological process: positive regulation of MAPK cascade; G protein-coupled receptor signaling pathway; adult feeding behavior. Lineage: Eukaryota; Metazoa; Chordata; Actinopteri; Pomacentridae. The record is from RefSeq and is a predicted model, not a curated record.
AGAGAGCAGAAGGUCCGGGAGAUGCAGGGAGAAGCUCCUGCUGCGACCCUCGCUGCUCCCGCUCUCAUCUGCUGCCUCCUGCCGGGACCUCCGCCCUCCUGCACCGCUACCUCCACCUUCCUCCACCGGACCUCCGCCCUCCUGCACCGGACCAGCACCAUGGAGAGCUCCGGGUCGCUCCUCGGGCUGCUGCUGCUGCUCGGCCUGCUGUCGGUUCUGUGUCACGGUCAAGUUUCUCUGGAGGUUUCCGACGAGUUUGGAGAAGACAAACCAGAAGCAGCUGCGGACAGAGAUCUGUUGGAGGCGCUGGAGGCUCUGCUGGGUCGGGCACAAAACCGAGUUCCCUCCACAGAGAAGCGAGGCAGCAUCCCUCUGUGUGGGAUGGGCGACCGUUGUGCCAUGAAGUUCGGCCCUCGCAUCGGGAAGCUCUGUGACUGUGGAAGAGCAGCAAACUGCAACUCCUACCUGCUAAAAUGCAUCUGAACCCCAGACUACUUUUGUUUUCCACUUCUGCAGGAACAAACAUCCUCCAGCAGGCAGCACAACUUCCAUAAUCCAGCUCCACCCCUCAGUCACUCUCUGUGUCUAACAUCAUCAUUUAUCUUUUAUUAUUAUUAUUAUUAUUACUGUUGUUGUUGCCUGAGGAGAAGCAUGGAUUUUAUACUGCUGACUGUUGUGGUGAUGCUCUGUGGCAUGUGGAUGUUUCAUGUUCAAUAAACAGGUAUGUCAACAUAGA